CCCUGUCCCUCUCCCCCCGGCCCCCCAUCCCCCGUCCGUCCCCCCCGACCCGGCCACCAUGAACACCAACGUGUGCGUGGAGAGCGGCCCCAACCCCGAGGCGCCAGGGCUGCCCAAGGACAGCCACCUGCCCGAGGGGGCCCUCAACAGCCUUGUGGAUUACAACUCGGAGAUGGAGAGGUACCGCUCCUUCGCCACCUUCUACAAGACCAACGGCGGCGCCUUCCCCCAGGCGGCCAAGAUCGCCCGCAUCACCACCCCCAUCUUCCCCAGCGCCGCCGCCGCCGCCGCCGCCCGCAUCGGCAUGUCCCCCUGGAACUGCGACACCGCCACGGCCGCCGCCGCCACCGCCAUGCUCUGGGGCAGCGGCGGCGGCGGCGGCGCGGCGGGCGGCGCGAGGAAACCCUCCUCCUCCUCCUCCUCCGCCGCCGCCUCCGCGGCCGCCGCCGCCGCCUCCUCGCUGCACGCCGGCAGGGGCGGCAUGCACCACCGGAGCGACUCGCAGCGGCUGGGCAAGCCCGGCUGCCCGCCGGCCGAGCAGCCCGCCCUGCCCAUGGCCAACGGCAACUUCCUCUCCACGCUCGCCCCCGAGCACUGCCGGCCGCUGGCCGGCGAGUGCAUGAACAAGCUCAAGUGCGGCGCCACCGAAGCCGAGAUCAUGAACCUCCCCGACCGCGUCGGCACCUUCUCGGCCAUCCCGGCGCUGGGCGGCCUGUCCCUGCCACCCGGGGUCAUCGUCGUGACGGCCCCUGCACUCCCCGCCGCGGCCUCGGCCGCCGUCACCGACAGCGCCUUCCAGAUCGCCAACCUGGCGGACUGCCCGCAGAGCCACGCCUCGGCCUCGCCCGCCUCCGCCCUGGGAGCCGCCGCCGGCGCGGGGGGCGGUGGAGGCGGUGGCGGCGGAGGCGGAGGGGGGGCCGGCGGCACCGGCGGCGGGGCCGGGGCCGGGGCGGGCAACCCCAAGAAGAAGCGGAAACGCUGCGGGGUGUGCGUGCCCUGCAAGCGGCUCAUCAACUGUGGAGUCUGCAGCAGUUGCAGGAACCGCAAAACGGGACACCAGAUCUGCAUUAGGAAAUGUGAAGAGCUUAAGAAAAAACCGGCACUUUCGCUAGAGGUAAUGGUGAAACACAGAUGGUCACUGGUGCUCUAUAAAUAACACGGGCUCACCUCCAGGGAGCGGAAGAAAGAUGAGGCAGGUGGAAGAUUUGGGACUCAAAAUGGAACUGUGGGAUAAACUCCAGUGGCUUUUCUGUGACAAUGACCUGCAGUGCAUG
Molecule: messenger RNA, 1274 nt
Organism: Chiroxiphia lanceolata (lance-tailed manakin)
Lineage: Eukaryota; Metazoa; Chordata; Aves; Passeriformes; Pipridae
Gene: CXXC4
Product: CXXC finger protein 4
Cellular component (GO): nucleus
Molecular function (GO): zinc ion binding; methyl-CpG binding
Source: RefSeq, a predicted model, not a curated record